AAACUUUCCACAGUCUGUGACAGAAUUCAAGUGAGUUGAAACAGUUGAGAAAGAAAAAAAAACAUUAAAUACGCAACAUCAAUUAAACAGUAUUGUGAAUAACACCAAUUUGUUUAUAAUCAGUUGGCACACUAAAAACAACUUAGUUAAUUGUUUGCACAUAAAAAAAAAAAUACUACAUAUAUUCGCAGUCAACGUUUCUGCCCACGCACACGAGCUCUGCUUGGGUCUCUUUUGCGGCUUGCAGUGUUGUUCAACUUGAUAUCGAAAUAAAAAAAAAAUCCCAUCGCCGACCAAUGCUCAUUUAAAAAGCUAACUCAGAAAAAGCCCAUACUUACCGUUGCAUUAGCAAUUGGAUUACUCAGAAUUAAAAGCUGAUAAGACUUAAGCGAAAUGGCGCCAUUUAAACUCAAAUUUCGCAUGGGCAGCUCGCGAAGCACGAGUACAUCGCAAGAGCAUGAUCCGGAUCCGACAGUGAACGAGGCGCUAUUGGGCACACAGCAACAGGAACAGGAACUAAAUCAGCAGCAGCAGCAGCACCACCAACAACAACAACAACAUCAGGCAGUUGGUGCCAGUAGUUCCACAAUUGAUUCAGUUGAUUGCAACAGUGUCGGUUCAAUGAGCGAACGGAAGCUGCUGCUGCCUCCGAAUCCAAGUAAAGCUGGCAAUAAUUCCAACAGUUUACGUAUGGGCUAUGUCAACCCGAGUCGCACACCGUGCAUCAGCGAAACGGCAACGGCAACGGAUAGCAACAAGGUGCCUACCACACCGCCACCCACCUAUGAGUAUGUGCUAGAAGAGAACACGCGCCUCUCGCAGCAUCAACGGCAGCUGUCGUCGGAGAACAGUGCUACGCCCAAUCAGAACAGUCGACGCAGCUCGGCGAAUAGCUCGCGGCAGAGCGCUGCUCAUCUGAGCGCCGCCCUGGAGCAGCUGACCCUAAAUGACAGCAGCAAUAGCAACAGCAACAGCGACAGCGACAGCAACGACAUUUGCAACGAUCCGGAUUGCCAGCAGAACUACAACAACAGCGGCAACUGUGGCAGCCGGAACAACAACAACAACAGCAACAACAAUAACAACCGCAGCAACAACAACAACGACGGCGAACAACUGGAGCAACGGGAGCAGCAGAUCCACCCGCACAUCAUCGAGGGCGUCACCGAGCUGGAUCUGGAGCACAGCGAGAACGAGGAGUGCACGCUGAGCGUCAACGAGUUUCUAUUGGAAACCGAAAUGGCUGCUUCACGUGCCAAUAAGGAUAAUCUCUAUGCCGCCUGCAGCGAUGCCAGCGAGGGCCAACAGCCGUGCACGGAUGCCGAAUGCACAGAGUGUGGCGAGCAGGCCGCCUGCGGUAGCGGCCACCUUGGCAUGGAAUCCGAGGAGGAUGGCGAGGAGCCAAGCACCAGCAACGCGGCACGACACAAUUUCUAUGAUCCGCUGCUAAAUCGCUAUGGCAGCGAGCCUGGCUGCUCCAAUGGCGCCGCAUCGGGCAACAGCAGUGCACAAUCUUGCAACGAGGCCUGCUGUGCAUCAGGCUCUGGCUCCACUUCAGUUUCCUCGAGAAGCCGUCGUGGACGUCGACAGCAGCAGCAACAACAGCAACAGCAGGAGCAGAGCUGCCUGCUCACGCCGGAAAUGAUGAGCAACAAGACCUCCAAGGAGAUCUACAAGGAUCUGGCAAAGCAGUGGGGCAUUACGUGCAAAAUGUCCGAAAGCUGCCGAUGCAUGGACUGUCAGAGCCAUUAUUUCGAUUGCGAUUACGAUGAUAACGAACAUCAGAAAACAGAUGGCGGAUUGGGAGCUGGCACGCCCAUGUUCAUCAGCGAGGUAAUGCACGGUUCUGGCUGUCAGAUAUUGUAAAGGAUACUCGUUUUAUAUAUAUAUAUAUUUUUUUUUUUUUUGGUUUUUGCAUAUGAAGAGAUUGCUGAACAAAUGUUAUAUGUAAAUGCAAAUUGUUUAACUAGAAAAGCCAAAUGAAGAGCAAGCUUAGUGUACGCAACAGAAUAUGUUUGGCAUUAAAUUGACGUUAUUUGCACAAGCUGUUUGCGCAAGCUGUUUGCACAAAAUGAAGUAGGAAUAAUGUUGCACCGUGUAGCCUAUGCGAAUUAGGCUGAAAUAAUCAAUUAUACUGGAUAAAACAAUGAGGCAAAUGAAAUUAUUUAUGUAUAGCCAACAAACGUAGACUUUGAAAAUUAUAUGAAAAAUUCGUAAUACCAUAUUUUUGCCAUUGAAAAGUAUUGGUCAACUUUUUUUCGAGAAGUUUUUGAUUCAGAACUUUAACUAAAUGCAUUUUCUUUCAAAGGAUUAAACACGAUUUGCGAAUUGAUUAGGAAAAAAAAAGAACAUUUCAAAACCCACCUUGCAAGAAUAUCCUUAAAUGUGUUCCAUUUUAGAACCAAAAUUUAUGCAAAGUCUGCAACCAUUCAAAACAAAUAUAUAUUUGAUUUGCGGCACUUUUGAUAAAAUGUCAAAGACCUUUAACUGCAGUAGUUGUAAGCCCCAUGACAUCCCCUACAAUAUCCGAGCUUGUCAGAAGUUUAUCGAAAUGGUCAAAUUAUAAAGUAGAGGCGGCUUUCUAGAAAAGAAAAAAGAGAAGUUUGUAAGUAUUUUUCUAUAUGAAGAAUUAUGUGUAGCUGGCAAAACGUUAGAAACGCAAAAUAGACAAGUGCAGGAGGCAUUCCCGUGCCCUAGAAUAUAGGCAUUAUACGUACCCCACACACAAUUAUUAUUAUUAUUAUUCUGAUCGAGAAAAAUCUAAAAGUAGUCUAAGCAAAACAACGAUGCGAACAGUUGGCACUUUUGUGCCGGGCAAAGUAUGGAGUCAUAUAUUUAACAGAAUUAUGGAUACCAAAAAUGUUAAUACUACAAUUCUAGCCUUAUCGAGGCGAAACAAAGUUAACUUUUAUUACAAAUAUGCUGAUAUUUUUAAAACGAAGCGCAAAUAUUUAGUCUGAUAUUUUGUAUGGUCUCGGUAUUUUCCAAAUGGAUUUCAUCAUAUUUCGCUAUAUACACACAUAUAUAUUAUUGAUUUUGUUAAAGCUGCGAGUCACAGAGCAAAGGCAUUUAGAAUCCAAAUCCCAGGCACCUUAACUAUGUUCCGUACUAUCUAAGCAAGCGGGUUUCAUUCGCCAACGAGGCAAAUAAACUCACAAUCUAAAAUCAACACUAAAAA
Messenger RNA from Drosophila virilis, 3178 nucleotides. RefSeq lists its product as uncharacterized. Lineage: Eukaryota; Metazoa; Arthropoda; Insecta; Diptera; Drosophilidae. The record is from RefSeq and is a predicted model, not a curated record.